AUGAGUUCAGAAUUACCUCUACAUAUUUAUAUACGUCCAUUAUUAUUAGAAGAUAUCGAUCAAAUAGAUACUCUGGAAAAACAAGGAUUCCCACCAACAGAAAGGGCUUCUCGAGACAACAUUAUAUUUCGUUUAAAUAAAGGACCAGAGUUAUGCUCAGGUUUGUUUUUAAGAGAUAUAGUUAAAAAAAAGGAACUGGAGGAUGAUAGUAUUGCCGAUGAAGAUAACGGUGAAGAGCUUGUUGUUCGUAAAGAAACCUUAAUUGGACACAUAUUGGCUACAAAAAUACCAACACCACUAAUCACUUUGGAAAGUAUGGACUUGGGUUGUUUUGAUGAAAGUAGUCCGACCAUAGCAAUCCAUUCAUUGGUUAUAUCUCCAGAAUAUCAAAAGAAAAAUUUGGCUACUUUGUUGAUGACUGAUUACAUUCAAAAAUUGAGUAACCAAGAGGUUGGUGAAAAUAUUGUAAUUAUUGCACACGAACCUUUGGUUCCUUUUUAUGAAAGAUUGGGCUUUAAAUUAUUGGGCAAAAACCAAAACGUUAAUAAGGACCCUGAAUUUACUAAAGAUGGUACAUGGUGCGAUAUGACUAGGGAUUUGGUUAAAGAUGAAUUUGAAGAAUAG
Molecule: messenger RNA, 624 nt
Organism: Saccharomycodes ludwigii
Lineage: Eukaryota; Fungi; Ascomycota; Saccharomycetes; Saccharomycodales; Saccharomycodaceae
Gene: PAA1
Product: polyamine acetyltransferase
Exons: 1
Coding region: 1-624 (207 amino acids)
Cellular component (GO): cytoplasm
Molecular function (GO): aralkylamine N-acetyltransferase activity
Source: RefSeq, a predicted model, not a curated record